This is a messenger RNA of Austrofundulus limnaeus, 704 nucleotides long. It is a transcript of the gene fgl1, whose product is annotated as fibrinogen-like 1. Gene Ontology annotation, biological process: blood coagulation; platelet aggregation; blood coagulation, common pathway. The record is from RefSeq and is a predicted model, not a curated record. Gene Ontology annotation, cellular component: fibrinogen complex. Gene Ontology annotation, molecular function: protein-macromolecule adaptor activity; extracellular matrix structural constituent. NCBI's taxonomy places the organism in Eukaryota, Metazoa, Chordata, Actinopteri, Cyprinodontiformes, Rivulidae.
GUCGUGGUCAGAGUACAAAGAUGGUUUUGGAGACAUGACUGCAGAAUUUUGGCUUGGAAAUGAAAUCCUGCAUCACAUAACUACACAAGGAAAUUAUUCUCUGAAAAUCAACUUGGAAGACUUUGAUGACCAGCAGCGCUAUGCUGAGUACAAGAACUUAAGAGUUGCAGAUGAAAAGGAUCACUACCGCCUGAGCUUUGGGGCGUUUGAAGGGACGGCUGGAGAUGCUCUGUCUGGAGGUCACCUGGCAGCGGAGUCAGAGUGGGCCAGUCACCAGGGCAUGAAGUUCAGCACCUACGACCAGGAUAACGACAACUACAGAGGAAACUGUGCUCAGGAAGACAGAGGAGGCUGGUGGUUCAACAAGUGUCACUCAGCACAUCUCAACGGUGUGUACUACCCCCGUGGGCACUACAGUUCUCUGACAGACGAUGGGGUGGUCUGGUACCCAUGGAGAGGGUGGUGGUACUCGCUGAAGACCACCGUCAUGAAGCUGAGACCMACCGACUACCAAGAGUCCAUCUGAGACCCCUGUUCCUCGCAGACCACCGGCCUAGAUGAAACAUUAACUUAACCAACAUAGUCCUGCAAAUAAAUAAUCUGUAUUAACUUGUAUCAGGUGGGAGCAAAGAUUUAAACAAGAAGAAUGUUUGAAGAGAACAGUGAAAGUGUAAGAAGAAGAAGAAGGAGAAGAAGAAGAAGAA